Messenger RNA from Schizophyllum commune H4-8, 744 nucleotides. Its product is annotated as DUF1183-domain-containing protein. The record is from RefSeq and is a predicted model, not a curated record. Gene Ontology annotation, cellular component: endoplasmic reticulum membrane. Bases 230 to 697 code for a protein of 155 amino acids. Gene Ontology annotation, biological process: regulation of store-operated calcium entry. Lineage: Eukaryota; Fungi; Basidiomycota; Agaricomycetes; Agaricales; Schizophyllaceae. The transcript has 3 exons.
GGAGCCCGCGAGAGUAGCGGAUGUGUGACGUUGUCACAGCAUGAACCGUGACGUCUUGAAUCGGUCUGCCGGACCGAACCCGCCGGGGGCGUCGAUGACGCACGGGCGCUUAUUCUCCACGUCCUUCCACGUUGACCUCGAAUGUUACCUUUGUUCUUAACCAGUACUUGCCUUCGACCCUCACCUUCUUCUUAAGCAACAAUCUGAUUAACCACGAAUUCCAUCGACGAUGGCUCGAGAUCGCAUCCUCCUCGAAAAGAUCCCGGCGCUCACGUUCUACGCGGGCGAAGACACCGUCGCGCGGCGCUCUGACCCCAUCCCGCAGCUGACGUGCAUCGGGAAGCCGUGCAAGAUCUACCAGCCGGAGGUCGUUAGAUGUACUAAUACUGGGGGUACGGGGACGGAGGUGGAGUGGAAGUGCAAGGCGGAUCUGCCAGAGGCUUUGAGGUUUGGGAGGGUAGAGGUGUCGUGCGAGGGCUAUUCGCGACCAGGCGAUCCGUACGUCCUCAAAGGAUCCUGCGGAUUGCAGUACAAGCUGGUGCAAGUGCCAGGUGCAUUGAGGAAUGAGGAUGAAGGCUGGGCAGACUCUUGGAAUACGUUCAGCGAGUGUGCGUACAUCCAUCUAUACCCUUUCUUGUUCUUCUCUUCAUUGACCUUCCGACCUUACAGCCACCGACGUCCUCACCAUUCUCUUUAACAUAGUCUGGCUCGGCCUCCUCGUAUGGAUUCUGUACGGCAUCAUAU